AUGAAGGCUAAAUCUGAGGACUCUGACUGGCAGGCACCAUCAGGUAUCGACGCACUAGCUUACGAUCAGAAUACCACCAAUGUCUCGGAUACCGACGAUGUGAAGGAGUCCGCGCGCAUCAAAAUCGGCCACGGCGGCAGUACCAGCAGCAGUAAGGCGAGGAGGACAGAGAAAGUGGCGGCGACACAUACCUAUGAACGCUCGCAAUCGCUGCCUCGACACCGACCGAAUCGAUGGAAAGGCUCAGACGAGAAAUGGCGACGCUUAACACGGCCAGAGCGAGACCUGGUUGAUCAACUGGACGAGCUCGAGAAUCAGGACUGGGCCAAAGGCUUAUACAGAGCGUAUAUUAUCAAGGAUAGGAGGCGAAGGCAGCUGGAAAAUGAUCAAGAGCUGAGGAGGCGCAAUACACAGGCGGAUUGGACAGCAUGGCCGUUGUACCCAGAAGACAUCACCCCGGCCGAUGAUCGCAUAGAGUACAAGCUUCGAAAACAAAGAGACUCGAGUGCAUCGCCCCGGCGAUCACAAACACGGCCUGUGAAGGUUGCAUAUAUUGAUCCGCAUGGGCAACAAUACAAUGCUGCUCCAGAAGGCAGCUCCUCGGAUAGCUCCUCUGACGACGGUAGCCAUUCCGAUCCUCCCAGCAUAGCCGACUUAACAGAGGCUGUUCCAUCUUACAAUCCUCACGUCUUCAAAGCGAAGCCUGAUCUACGACCUAGUUCUUCAUUGGAAGAGAUUGUUAUUGCGCAAAUGAUGAAAACCGGCAAAGAACGGUUUCGAGAACGUGCAUCUCAGCCAGAUUUUCAAUCAGCAGGCUAUACUAUCUCGGCGGAUGAUGAGUUAAUGACUACGAAGUUACGACCAAUGGCGCGGAACGUUAUUACUCAGUUUGACGGCCUUUUACUAAGUAUGCACCAGCGCGCCGAAAGAGGUCGUCCUGGUGGUCGCCGUCGUGUGAGGGCGGAUAGCGAGAUAAGUUACGGCCACGGUACUUCAGGAAAAUCAUCCCGCAAGGGGUCAAAAGUGAAAAGCAAGGCUAUUGACCGAACUGGAUCAGGCAGUGGGAAUUCCGACUCUGAUAAUGAUAUAAAUACUGAAUCUGCCUCCGAAUUCCCCGGCGGGAAUAGCAAAAGGACGGGAUCUACGUCCACAAAAGGCAAGGGAAGAACCAGGUCCAAGGCAGGAAGCUCCUUUCGAAACGCGUCUUCAGAAACCCAAAAUCGAUAUGUAACUCACUCACCCUCGAGGAAGAGAAUGGCCAAUAGGACUUGGGAGUCUGUCAUGCUUGUGGCCUCCUUACAAGGCUGGCCUGAGGAGGUCCUCGACAAAACGAACCAGAGACUACAGGAAAUAUUCGGCAAGAGUGCCCCUCUCGCAUCCCGGAGCAGAGAUGUGCGGCUAGGUCCUUGGGACGAUAGCUUGGUUUGUCCAGUACCAGAAUGCCCACGCCAUAUGGAGCCAUUUUCUGAAGAACCCGAUCUGGACCGGCAUAUGCAGCUGAUUCAUGGUGGGAUAAAUUCACCGUACCCUUUCAGCUUGCCUGCGUCGCGUUCUCAAUCACAGUCGCGCUCCAGAGCACAUGGCACGCUUUCCGGUGCCGAAGACGAGGAAAAUUCUCGUGAAUGGCGGCGCGGCACAAAGGGAGACUAUGUAAAUGAGAACUUGGUUUGUCCAAUUACAGAUUGUCGACGACACAAACAGCCGUUCUCACGAUUAUGGAACCUAAAAGAGCACAUGAGACUUCGCCAUCCAGGUGUCGAUCUACCAGAAUCUAUUCAGCCGCAGAGUAAAAAGAGAUCCCAGUCACGGCCAAGAGCUCACAAUAGGCACGGAUCAACGUCAUCUCGCAAAUUCAAGUCUGAGGAUGUGGUCGUGACUACCGAUGAAGAUCGAGAGAGCGGGCGUGAAGAGACCCGUGAUAGCGAGAGGUUUUACUGUCCGAUAAAAAGCUGCAAGCGUACCAUAGACGGGUUCUCACGGAAUUGGAAUCUUCAGAAACAUAUACGGUCGAUGCACCCAUCGUGGAAGGCGAACAAUGUUGGAUAG
Talaromyces rugulosus is the source of this 2046-nucleotide messenger RNA. RefSeq lists its product as uncharacterized. Lineage: Eukaryota; Fungi; Ascomycota; Eurotiomycetes; Eurotiales; Trichocomaceae. The record is from RefSeq and is a predicted model, not a curated record. The coding region runs from base 1 to 2046 and encodes 681 amino acids. The transcript has a single exon.